Piliocolobus tephrosceles (Ugandan red Colobus) is the source of this 4022-nucleotide messenger RNA. RefSeq names its product cadherin related family member 2 (gene CDHR2). The coding region runs from base 449 to 3925 and encodes 1158 amino acids. Gene Ontology annotation, molecular function: beta-catenin binding; cadherin binding; calcium ion binding. The record is from RefSeq and is a predicted model, not a curated record. Gene Ontology annotation, cellular component: adherens junction; catenin complex; plasma membrane. Lineage: Eukaryota; Metazoa; Chordata; Mammalia; Primates; Cercopithecidae. The transcript is spliced from 26 exons. Gene Ontology annotation, biological process: homophilic cell-cell adhesion; cell-cell junction assembly; cell morphogenesis.
GCCCAGGAGCAGAGGGCUCCCAAAAGAAGCCUCCAGCUCUGUAGGGUGCUGUUUGAAACCCAUGGCUAUAGGCUGUAGAGAGCACAUGGGAUGUCUGAGUGUGCAGUGGCACCGUGAGGCUGGACUCUAGAAUGAUCCCUCGUCCUGGUUCUGAGGGGCUCUGAAAAUCAGAAGCCAGCUCAGGUGGUGGAGAGGCUGUGUGGGGAGGGGAGGAGGGAGAUCCUCUCUGCUGCCCCGCACCCCCAGCUGCCUUCCACCCGCAGCCCUGGUGGGAAGGACAGGGGAACACUGUCCCCUGAGUGCACAGCUGAGGACACUGAAGCUCAGGGGGGCAGUGACAGACGAGGGAGAGGAGGAGCUGGGUUUGAGCUGGUAAGCGACGGGUCCCUCCCUGCAGACCCUGCCCGUGGGCAGCGUGGUGUUCUCCGUGCUGGCCGUGGAUAAAGACAUGGGAACUGCUGGCAUGGUCGAGUACUCCAUAGAGAAGGUCAUCCCUAGCACUGGGGACAGCGAGCAUCUCUUUUGGAUCCUGGCCAAUGGCUCCAUCAUCCUCAAUGGCAGCCUCAGCUACAACAACAAGAGCGCUUUCUACCAGCUGGAGCUGAAGGCCUGCGACUUGGGUGGCAUAUUCAACAACAGCUUCACCAUCCAGUGCUCCCUGCCUGUCUACCUGUCCAUCUCCGUGGUGGACCAGCCUGACCUUGACCCUCAGUUUGUCAGGGAGUUUUACUCGGCCUCUGUGGCUGAGGACGCAGCCAAGGAAACCUCGGUGCUGAAAGUGGAGGCUGUGGACAGCGACAAAGGCAUCAAUGACCCUGUGAUCUACAGCAUCUCCAACUCCACGCGGCCCGGCUGGUUUGACAUCGGGGCAGAUGGAGUGAUCAGGGUCAACGGCUCCCUGGACCGUGAGCAGCUGCUGGAGGAGGAUGAGGAGGUGCAGCUGCAGGUCACGGCCACCGAGACACACCUCAACAUCUACGGGCAGGAGGCCAAGGUGAGCAUCUGGGUGACAGUGAGAGUGACGGACGUCAAUGACCACAAACCUGAGUUUUACAACUGCAGUCUCCCAGCCUGCACCUUCACCCCCGAAGAGGCCCAAGUGAACUUCACUGGCUACGUGGACGAGCAUGCCUCCCCCCACAUCCCCAUCGAGGACCUCACCAUGGUGGUCUACGACCCGGACAAGGGCAGCAAUGGGACCUUCCUGUUGUCGCUGGGGGGCCCCGACGCAGAAGCCUUCAGUGUCUCCCCGGAGCGGGCAGCAGGCUCAGCCUCUGUUCAGGUGCUGGUGAGAGUGUCCGCGCUGGUGGACUACGAGAGGCAGACGGUGAUGGUGGUGCAGGUCAUGGCCACAGACUCAGUCAGCCAGAACUUCUCCAUCGCCAUGGUGACCCUCCACCUUAGAGACAUUAAUGACCACAGGCCCACAUUUUCCCAGAGCUUGUACGUCCUCAGGGUGCCGGAGCACAGCGCCACCGGCUCUGUGGUCACCAACAGCAUCCACGCCACGGACCCAGACACGGGCGCAUGGGGCCAAAUUACCUACAGCCUGCUCCCAGGAAAUGGGGUAGACCUCUUCCAAGUGGAUCCCGUCUCAGGGACGGUGACGGUGAGGAACGGUGAGCUGCUGGACCGGGAGAUCCAGGCCGUGUACUACCUGACACUACAGGCCACAGAUGGCGGGAACCUGUCCUCCUCCACCAUGCUGCAGAUCCACCUGCUGGACAUCAAUGACAACGCGCCCGUGGUCAGCGGCUCCUACAACAUCUUCAUCCAGGAGGAGGAGGGCAAUGUCUCUGUGACCAUCCAGGCCCACGAUGAUGAUGAGCCGGGCACCAACAACAGCCGUCUGCUCUUCAGCCUGCUACCUGGCCCCUACAACCACAACUUCUCCUUGGACCCUGACACAGGGCUCCUCAGAAACCUGGGGCCCCUGGACAGAGAGGCCAUCGACCCCGCCCUGGGGGGCCGCAUUGUGCUGACAGUGCUUGUGUCUGACUGCGGAGAGCCUGUCCUCAGCACCAAAGUCAAUGUCACCAUCACUGUGGAGGACAUCAAUGAUAACCUGCCCAUCUUCAACCAGUCCAGCUAUAACUUUACGGUGAAGGAGGAGGAUCCAGGAGUGCUAGUAGGCGUGGUGAAGGCCUGGGAUGCAGACCAGACGGAAGUCAACAACCGCAUCAGCUUCAGCCUGUCAGGGAGUGGUGCCAACUACUUCAUGAUCCGAGGCUUGGUGCUGGGGGCUGGGUGGGCUGAGGGCUACCUCUGGCUGCCCCCGGACGUGAGCCUGGACUACGAGACACAGCCCGUCUUCGACUUGACAGUGAGUGCCGAGAACCCAGAUCCCCAGGGAGGUGAGACCAUAGUAGACGUCCACGUGAACGUGAAAGAUGUGAACGACAAUCCCCCCACCCUGGAUGUAGCCUCACUCGGGGGCAUCCGUGUGGCUGAGAAUGGCUCGCAGCACGGCCAGGUGGUUGUGGUGGUUGCCUCGGAUGUGGACACCAGCGCCCAGCUGGAGAUACAACUUGUGAACAUUCUCUGCACCAAGGCCGGGGUCGACGUGGGCAGCCUGUGCUGGGGCUGGUUCUCAGUGGUGGCCAACGGCUCUGUGUACAUCAACCAGAGCAAAGCCAUUGACUACGAGGCCUGUGACCUGGUCACGCUGGUUGUGCGGGCCUGUGACCUAGCCACGGACCCUGGCUUCCAGGCCUACAGCAACAAUGGAAGCCUCCUCAUUACCAUUGAGGACAUGAAUGACAAUGCACCCUAUUUUCUGCCUGAGGAUAAGACUUUUGUGAUCAUCCCUGAACUUGUGCUGCCCAACCGGGAGGUGGCUUCUGUCCGGGCCAGAGACGAUGAUUCAGGGAACAAUGGCCUCAUCCAGUUCUCCAUCCUCCGAGUAGACUUCAUCUCUAAGGACGGGGCCACCAUCCCUUUCCAGGGCAUCUUCUGGAUCUCCACCUCCUCCGAGGCCGACGUGUUCACUGGGAGCAUUCAGCCAGUGACCAGCCUUGAUUCCACUCUCCAAGGCACCUACCAAGUGACAGUCCAGGCCAGGGACACACCUUCCGUGGGUCUUUCCCUGGAAGCCAACACCACCCUGAAUCUCUUCACCGUGGACCAGAGUUACCGCUCGCGGCUGCAGUUCUCCACACCAAAGGCGGAGGUGGGCGCCAACACACAGGCGAUUAAUGCGGCUCUUACCCAGGCAACCAGGACUACAGUAUACAUUGUGGACAUUCAGGACAUAGAUUCUGCAGCUCGGGCCCGAGCUCACUCCUACCUCGAUGCCUACUUUGUCUUCCCCAAUGGGUCGGCCUUGACCCUUGAUGAGCUGAGCGUGAUGAUCCGGAAUGAUCAGGACUCGCUGAUGCAGCUGCUGCAGCUGGGGCUGGUGGUGCUGGGCUCCCAGGAGAGCCAGGAGUCAGACCUGUCAAAUCAGCUCAUCAGCGUCAUCAUAGGAUUGGGAGUGGCUUUGCUGCUGGUCCUUGCGAUCAUGACCACGGCCUUCAUGUGUGUGCGGAAGAGCUACAACCGGAAGCUUCGAGCUAUGAAGGCUGCCAAGGAGGCCAGGAAGACAGCAGCAGGGGGGAUGCCCUCAGCCCCCGCCAUCCCAGGGACUAACAUGUACAACAAUGAGCGAGCCAACCCCAUGCUGAACCUCUCCAACAAAGACCUGGGCUUGGAGUACCUCUCUUCCCCCAAUGACUUGGACUAUGUCAGCAUGAACUCCCUGGACGACAACUCUGUGGAUGUGGACAAGAACAGUCAGGAAAUCAAGGAGUACAGGCCACCGCACACACCACCAGAGCCAGAUCCAGAGCCCCUGAGAGUGGUCCUGUCAAGACGGCAGGCAGGUGCAAGUGGACAGCUGGAGGGGCCGUCCUACACCAACGCUGGCCUGGACACCACGGACCUGUGACAGAGGCCCCCACUUUUCUGGCCCCCCUCGAAGAGGCCUCACCACACCCUAACUGCACCUGUCUCACUGGAGAUGAAAAUAAAUGACACUGCCUUGC